Salvia miltiorrhiza (redroot sage) is the source of this 784-nucleotide messenger RNA. RefSeq names its product probable WRKY transcription factor 75. Bases 146 to 640 code for a protein of 164 amino acids. Gene Ontology annotation, biological process: regulation of DNA-templated transcription. The transcript is spliced from 2 exons. Gene Ontology annotation, molecular function: DNA-binding transcription factor activity; sequence-specific DNA binding. The record is from RefSeq and is a predicted model, not a curated record. NCBI's taxonomy places the organism in Eukaryota, Viridiplantae, Streptophyta, Magnoliopsida, Lamiales, Lamiaceae.
UUACUGGUACUAAUCCACAGCCAGGUCAAGCCUCAUUGUCAACUUUUAAUAGAUAUUUAACACAAUAAAUAUAUAUAACCAUUCAACUUUUAAUGUACUACUAUAUAAUUAUUCUCUUGUCCAAAAUCUCCAACUUCAUUUUCUCAUGGAUAACUUUGCAGCAGCCAUGUCUUCUUCUUCAUCAUCCUUCUUCAACAUGAUGAUGACCUCCCAACCACACGAUAUCGAUCAUCAUCAAGUAUUAAUCCAACACAAUAAUAAUGGAUUCAUGGAGCAAAAUCAAAGUAUUCCGACGGCCGCUGAGCCGGAAAACGAGGCGAAAGGCGGGAAGAAAAAGGGGGAGAAGAAGAGCAGAAAGCCUAGAUUCGCCUUCCAAACUAGAAGCCAAGUUGAUAUACUUGAUGAUGGAUAUAGAUGGAGGAAAUAUGGUCAGAAGGCUGUCAAGAACAAUACAUUUCCCAGAAGCUAUUAUAGAUGCACGCAUCAAGGUUGCAAUGUGAAGAAACAAGUGCAGAGGCUUUCGAAAGAUGAAGGGAUAGUGGUGACUACUUAUGAAGGCGUGCAUUCUCAUCCAAUCCAGAAAUCUACCGACAAUUUUGACCACAUUCUUAGUCAAAUGCAGAUAUACACUUCUUUAUGAUCAUAAUUCCACAUAUACGCGCCAAUUUCUCAAAAAUAUUACACGUCCAAAUAUUAAUACUGUAUCUUUGCUAGUGUUUCAGACUUAGAUAUAUAUAUCUCUGUGAAUUUUACUCAGAUAAUACUAUAUACAUGUUUUUUUUUU